ACAAAGAUGGCGAAGAGAAAACGUGUUCGCGAGUCUUCACACGUGGGUAAUGUUAAAAGUAAAGCUGUCGAAGACACGGUUGUGCUUCCACCUGUGAUAUCCUCAGAUGAGCCACCCAAGAAACAGCCGAAGUGGACGAACAGGGAGCGAGUUUUAGUGUUUAGUUCCCGGGGAAUAUCCCACAGAACUCGGUACUUGAUGAAUGAUUUACGAACAUUAAUGGCCCACAGCAAACAAGAGUCUAAAAUGGACAGAAAAGAUCAGUUGUUUGUAAUCAACGAGAUUUGUGAAAUGAAGAAUUGCAGCAAAUGUGUUUUCUUUGAAGCUAAAAAGAAAAAAGAUCUGUAUAUGUGGGUGUCGAAUUGUCCAGAAGGCCCAUCAGCAAAGUUUCUAGUAGAAAAUGUACACACCAUGAUGGAACUGAAAAUGACUGGGAACUGCCUGAAGGGAUCCAGACCAUUGCUGUCAUUUGACCCAAUGUUUGAUAAUGAAGCCCACUGGUCACUGUUAAAGGAACUCUUCACACAGACCUUUGGAACACCAAACUUUCAUCCAAAAAGUCAGCCAUUCUUUGAUCAUGUGUUCACCUUUUCCAUAGUAGACAAUAGGAUCUGGUUCAGGAACUACCAGAUAAUGGAGGAGGAUGGCUCCCUGGCAGAGAUCGGUCCGAGGUUUGUGUUGAAUCCAAUAAAAGUUUUUGGAGGAAGUUUUGGUGGCCCUACGCUGUAUGAAAAUCCUAAAUACCGUUCUCCCAAUGAGUUGCGGAGGGAAUUGCACAAAAAGUUUGCCCAUAAGUAUGUAUCUAGAGUUCAGGCCAAGAAGUCAUUAGAGGAGAGGAAACCAGACGAGCCAUACAAACGUGAUCCCACAGACGAUGUCUUCCUCACAAUCAGACCAGAAGAUGCUACAGGCAAAGCAAAAAACACCUACCACAGACACUCAUAGUAAAAAUUUAAAUACAGACUAUAUCAUAAAUGAUAUCCUUGUGAUAUGAUCAACUUAUUUUGGAGAUCAGUAUCACCUUCGAUGUAUUGGAGGGAGGACUCCAGAUAUCAGUAUCAUCUUUGAUGUGUUGGAGGGAGGACUCCAGAUAUUGGUAUCACCUUCGAUGUAUUGGAGGGAGGACUCCAGAGAUCGGUAUCACCUUUGAUGUAUUGGAGGGAAGACUUCAGAUAUCUGUAUCACCUUCGAUGUAUUGGAGGGAGGAAUCCAGAUAUCUGUAUCACCUUCAAUGUAUUGGAGGGAGAACUCCAGAUAUUGGUAUCACCUUCGAUGUGUUGGAAGGAGAACUCCAGAUAUUGGUAUCACCUUCGAUGUAUUGGAGGGAGAACUCCAGAUAUCGGUAUCACCUUUGAUGUGAUGGAGGGAAGACUUCAGAGAUCGCUAUCACCUUCAAUGUGUUGGACAACUUAGGAGGUCCAUUCUUAAUGUUGUGUCUGAUUCACAUUACCUUUCGUACAUUUAACAUCAAUAAACAAUCAUCCUUAGUGUUGAAUAAUAUCUCAGAGAGACGAGUUACAGUAUUGCAGAUUUAUCAACAAAAUAUUUUGUUAUUGACUUGAGGAAUAAGGCUGAGCUCUAUUGCUGGGCCAAUAUUUUUCACAAAGAUAGACUUCAAGAGUUCUUCAUUGUGAAGUUUUCCUGCAAGAUAGGAACUACCAUUUUUGUGAUGAAAAUAUUGUAUGAUUGGGUGCUACUUUCUUUCAGAUUAUGUAAAGAUUGUCCAUGUAUAUUUGCAUGGAUACAACACAGGAAAUGUAGAUCCAAGCUCAUAGUGUUAGUUUCUAUUGUAUGAAUUUGUUUUCAAAAUCUAAACAUCAGCAUAUUUCUUAAAAGACUUUAGGUCUGUAUGAUAUAAAUAAUAACAUUAGAAAGAGCUUAGAGUUACAGAGACAAUGAACAUUUGAUUGAGCUUUCUUGGAAAGCAACUGUUUUUGGCAUUCGUGACUUUAUCAAAUGACAUGUAUUGUUUUACAGGAAUAUGUUGAUACAUUGUAUUACCUAAUAAAAAAUGAUAUAAAUUUCUGUAUAGCG
Pecten maximus is the source of this 2034-nucleotide messenger RNA. Its product is annotated as ribosome biogenesis protein BRX1 homolog. The transcript has 10 exons. Lineage: Eukaryota; Metazoa; Mollusca; Bivalvia; Pectinida; Pectinidae. Gene Ontology annotation, biological process: rRNA processing; ribosomal large subunit assembly. The coding region runs from base 7 to 945 and encodes 312 amino acids. Gene Ontology annotation, molecular function: rRNA binding. The record is from RefSeq and is a predicted model, not a curated record. Gene Ontology annotation, cellular component: nucleolus.